AUGCCCGAGCCUCCGCAAAUUCUCCGGAUCAAAAGAAAAAGAGGCCAGGAUCCGCUUCAGGCGUUGAUUCUUGGUGCCGCCAGUAAACGGGUCAAGCUGUCGCUGGACCAGAAGUCGUACUAUUUCCAGCUCAACAGAACCGACCAAGCCCAUUCGGACGCUGAUGUUUCAGGGUCUGUUCUUUUCGAGUCAGCCGCUUCAGGCUCAGGUCGCCACUUUGUGAUUCCAAAGCGGCCCAACGACGUAGACACAGUCAUUCCCCAUGAGUUGGCCGACAUGGUCGAUACAUUCCUCCAUGUGGAAGACCAGCCCACACGAAGAAAAAGAAGGGGCAGACAGAAGACGGAAUCUCCAGAGGAAGAUCCAGGAGCUUCUGGGCCGCCUGCCGAAACUAAGGGCGCUGCUCCGGACCCAACAUCCAAUGUUUCGGAACUCUCUGAGUUUCUGAACGAUUAUGUUUUCGAUGUCUACACACUUUCAGAGCCGUUAACAAGCCAGAACUUUCCCCAGUCUGAAAUUGGAUACAUCAAGUUUUUCGACGACAAGGACUACAAUCUAAUGAACUCGGAUGACAGUGCAGAGUCGGCGCACUCGGACGACGAAGAUUCUAACGCAGAAUCCUUCUACCAGAACGACUAUCCCGAAGAUGAAGAUGCCGGGGCAUUCAGCGAAACCUAUGAUGACGAAAGCGACAAUGAUGAGGACGAGGAUAAUAUCGGCCCAGUCAUUUUAGAGUCUGCGGAAGCUUUCGAAGGCAAUGCGUACCUUCGUGGACAAGAGCAGGCAGAAGGCCAAUUUGACGAUCUUUACGACGAAUUUUUUGGCGACAGCGAGCAGCCGGUGGAUUUUCUAGCGGAAACGAACGACGACUACGAGCGCCAGAACUUCUUCAAAGACGAAGAGGACGACGAACUCGCUCAACACAGAGACAGAAUAUUUGGCAGGCUCCAGAAGAUGAUUGACGAGAAAUAA
This is a messenger RNA of Clavispora lusitaniae ATCC 42720, 972 nucleotides long. RefSeq lists its product as uncharacterized. Gene Ontology annotation, cellular component: cytoplasm. Gene Ontology annotation, biological process: protein import into nucleus. Lineage: Eukaryota; Fungi; Ascomycota; Pichiomycetes; Serinales; Metschnikowiaceae. The record is from RefSeq and is a predicted model, not a curated record.